UGUAUGCAAAUACCAGCGAGUGUUGUAAUGGUUUACCGCUCCGCUUAUUCCCCUGACAGUCGGUUACUUGCAAAGGCACCAGGUUUUAGCGUCCUGUACAGUCAUGAAUCCGGAUCCCGUAGUAAUCGUCUCUGCCGCAAGGACACCAAUUGGGUCCUUCAAUGGGGUGCUGUCCACCGUCCCCCUGCAGGACCUGGGGGCGGUCGCAAUUAAGGAGGCCCUAAAGAGGGCCCAGGUGAACCCCGAGGAAGUGUCCCAGGUCAUCAUGGGUCACGUGCUGACAGCAGGUCACGGGCAGAACCCGGCGCGGCAGGCCAGUGUUGGGGCCGGGAUCCCCUACCCCGUCCCGGCCUGGAGCUGCCAGAUGGUGUGCGGGUCGGGCCUGAAGGCCGUCUGCCUGGGGGCGCAGUCCAUCCAGACCCAGGAGUCCAGCGUGGUGGUCGCUGGGGGAAUGGAGAGCAUGAGCAGGACUCCUCACACGGUGCAGCUCCGAGCCGGAAUCAAAAUGGGGGACUCCACCCUGCAGGACUCCAUCCUGGCUGAGGGCCUGACGGACGCCUUUCACCACUAUCACAUGGGCAUAACGGCGGAAAAUGUGGCGAAGCAGUGGGGCGUAACUCGCGAGGCGCAGGACCAGUUUGCCUUGUCCUCCCAGAACAGGACGGAGGCCGCGCAGAAGGCCGGACACUUCGACCGGGAGAUCGUUCCCGUCACCGUGCCGACCAGGAAAGGGCCGCUGGAGGUGAAGACGGACGAGUUUCCUCGCCAUGGGAGCACGCUGGACGCCAUGACCAAACUGAAGCCCUGCUUCGUGAAGGACGGCACGGGAACGGUCACCGCCGGCAACACCUCAGGGAUUAACGACGGGGCCGCGGCGGUGGUUCUGAUGACCCGGUCCGAGGCCCAGAGGAGGGGUCUGGAGACCAUGGGCCGAAUCGUGUCCUGGGCCCAGGCCGGCCUGGACCCGUCCGUCAUGGGGACCGGACCCAUCCCGGCCAUCAGGAAAGCGCUGGAGAAGGCCGGCUGGCAGGCGGAGCAGGUGGAUCUGUUUGAAGUAAACGAGGCGUUCGCCGCCCAGUCCAUCGCCGUGGUGAAAGAGCUCGGCCUGAGCCAGGAGAAGGUGAACGUCAGUGGAGGAGCCAUCUCAUUGGGCCACCCCCUGGGCAUGUCUGGCUGCAGGAUCCUGGUGACCCUCCUGCACGCGCUCCAGAGGACCGGGGGGAAGAAGGGGGUGGCGGCCCUGUGCAUCGGGGGUGGGAUGGGGAUCGCCAUGUGUGUGGAGAGGGACUGAUCACCCCCCCAAAAAAACUAAUCAUCAUUUUAACCUGGCUGGGAAUUAUGGGAAGAGUAGCUGGGUUUCGUAUGGCUUCCCAGAAUGCACUUCUGACAUUCCUCCAUCUUCUUAACUUUAGCAACACUACAUGCUUUUAGGGCAGGGAUAAACAACUCUGGUCAUGGAAUCCUAAUCCAGCCCUGGCUUUCUUUUCUCCUGGGUAAUUAGUGCCACUGAUUGGCUAGACACUCUCCACACCAACAGAUCUGUCCCGAGGAUAGUUAUUCGGUCAUCCUGCUUUAGGGUUUUAGAAACAAAACGAGUCUCGCCUUAGAAUCUGUGAAAAGUGCCAAGGGGCUAACAAGCCUUUAUUUUCAUGUUUACUGUAGAAUGGAAGAAUAUUUAACUUUCUAAAACUGUGAAUUAAUGCUGGCUUUAAAAAUGUGCAUGUUUACUAACUGGUUUAACUGUACAAUAAACAAUACUAUUGAACUUAUUGCUA
Conger conger (European conger) is the source of this 1775-nucleotide messenger RNA. It is a transcript of the gene acat2, whose product is annotated as acetyl-CoA acetyltransferase 2. Gene Ontology annotation, biological process: fatty acid beta-oxidation. The record is from RefSeq and is a predicted model, not a curated record. NCBI's taxonomy places the organism in Eukaryota, Metazoa, Chordata, Actinopteri, Anguilliformes, Congridae. Gene Ontology annotation, molecular function: acetyl-CoA C-acetyltransferase activity. The transcript has 9 exons. The coding region runs from base 104 to 1291 and encodes 395 amino acids.